ACCAUAUCCAUGAGUCAUUGCUAUUGGUUAAGAGUUGCCGAAACUGCGCUUACGUCAUUCAGACGCCCAACCAGACAGCCCUGGACUGGAGCACAGUCAUUCAGAUCUUGUGACGAGGAAGUAAGGUGUGAAAACAAGAGCUGGAUUCAUCUGAACCAUGGACUACCGUGUGCUCGGCGUAGUUUUACUGUCUUUUCUCUCCUGCACUAAUGCUGAGCAGGUGAAGUUUGUGGACUGCGGCUCAGAACAUGGUAAAGUUGCUGAGGUCAACAUCCAGCCCUGCCCAUCUCAGCCAUGCCAGCUUCACAAGGGACAGUCCUAUUCAGUCAAUGUAACCUUCACCAGCAAUGUUGGGAGUCAGACCAGUUCUGCUGUGGUUCACGGAGUGGUCGCUGGCCUCCCCGUCCCCUUCCCAAUUCCUCAACCAGAUGGGUGCAAGUCUGGAAUCCAGUGUCCUAUUGAACCGCAAAAAACAUAUAGCUACAUCAACCAGCUUCCCGUUAAGGACGAGUAUCCAGCAAUAAAACUGGUGGUGGAAUGGGAAUUAAGAGAUGACUCCAGCAAAGAUUUGUUUUGCAUCAAGUUCCCUGUUCAGAUUGUGAACUGAGAAGGCCAACACUGAAGCCAAAAAUGCGUACAAAGGGAAACAAUUAAGAACCGAGGCGUCUGAAUGCGUGCCUUUUCCAUGGACCUUUUCGAUUUAUGUUAGUAGAAGCAGAUUUUAUGAUUUAUUCUAAUACUUUUUUUCUAACCGUGACAGAUUUGUCGUUUUAAUGUAUGGUCUUUAACUAUGCACACAGUGCCACUCGACAGAAAUUGCCUAAUCCUAGUUUGUUUCUAAAGUUAUAUUAAUGAUUCACCAGAACGAGACGCUGACAAACAGCAGUGCUCACUGCCGGUGAUUAAAUCAAGUGUGCACUCGCUCCUGUGUGGCUAGACAGUGUUCGGAUGCGUUUAAUCAAAGUUUAUUUUAAACAACUGGUUGUGAAAUUUUUUACUGACAUUUUAAAUCGGCAUAUUUAAUAAAGACUGCAUCUUAAUAUUGAGAUUAUUUUCUUAAAACAUU
Carassius auratus (goldfish) is the source of this 1066-nucleotide messenger RNA. Its product is annotated as NPC intracellular cholesterol transporter 2-like. Lineage: Eukaryota; Metazoa; Chordata; Actinopteri; Cypriniformes; Cyprinidae. Gene Ontology annotation, molecular function: cholesterol binding. Bases 158 to 607 code for a protein of 149 amino acids. The record is from RefSeq and is a predicted model, not a curated record. Gene Ontology annotation, biological process: cholesterol efflux; intracellular cholesterol transport. The transcript has 5 exons.